AUGCCUCACAGUUAUGGUUACAGGGCGCGCACCCGGCACAUGUUUGCCAAGCAGUUCCGCAAGCAUGGUCAGGUGCAGGUGAGCCGUUACCUCCGUCCUUUCCAUUCCGGUGACAUUGUGGACAUUGUCGCUGACUCGGGCGAGCAGAAGGGUAUGCCACACAAGUACUACCAGGGCCGCACUGGCGUGGUGUACGGUGUUUUCCCCCGUGCAGUCGGUGUGAUUGUGCACAAGACGGUCGGCAACCGCAAGAUUGAAAAGCGUGUGAACCUCCGCGUGGAGCACGUCCGCCACUCCAAGUGCCGUGACGACUUUGUGAACCGUGUGAAGGCGAAUGCUGCUGCUAAGCGCGAGGCGAAGGCGAAGGGUGAGCACGUCAACCUGAAGCGCCAGCCCGCUCUGCCCCGUGAGGCCCACACCAUCACCGUCGCUGGCAACAAGCCGGUCACUCUGGCGCCCCAGGCCUACGACACCUACAUCUAA
Molecule: messenger RNA, 483 nt
Organism: Malassezia sympodialis ATCC 42132
Lineage: Eukaryota; Fungi; Basidiomycota; Malasseziomycetes; Malasseziales; Malasseziaceae
Gene: RPL21A
Product: 60S ribosomal protein eL21
Biological process (GO): translation
Cellular component (GO): ribosome
Molecular function (GO): structural constituent of ribosome
Source: RefSeq, a predicted model, not a curated record